Molecule: messenger RNA, 3267 nt
Organism: Alligator mississippiensis (American alligator)
Lineage: Eukaryota; Metazoa; Chordata; Crocodylia; Alligatoridae
Gene: TMEM43
Product: transmembrane protein 43
Exons: 12
Coding region: 100-1302 (400 amino acids)
Biological process (GO): nuclear membrane organization
Cellular component (GO): nuclear inner membrane
Source: RefSeq, a predicted model, not a curated record
CCUCGCGGCGGCCCGCCUGACUCCCGGCGUGCCUCGCGGCUGCGAAACUACAACUCCCGGCAUGCCCCGCGCCAUCGUGCAGUGCCCGCACCCGUGAGGAUGUCGCGGAACGUCUCUGACGCAAGCAGCAGAAAAGAACAUGUUAAAAUUACCAGUGAGCCCAAACCAGGGUUCCUGGAGCGGCUCAGUGAGACAUCUGGGGGGAUGCUGAUUGGGUUUGUGUCGUUUUCCCUUUCUUUCUACGUGCUUUUUACCAAUGAGGGACGAGCUUUGAAGACAGCCACCUCUCUUGAUGAGGGCUUGUCUCUUGUAAUUCCUCUUGACAACAUACGCACCGUGUCUCAACAAAAUGAGGGGAAACUAGUGCAUUUGUCUGGUGCCCUUGCAACAUCAAAGCCUUUGUUCGAUCCCAGCUAUGGGCUUUCCAUUCAGACUGUCAAACUCAAACGUAAUGUAGAAAUGUACCAGUGGGUAGAAUAUGAAGACUCCAAAGAAUAUGAGGAGAAUGGUGAAAUUAAGAAAGAAACAAGAUAUUCAUAUAACACUGAAUGGAAAUCGGAAGUUGUGAACAGUAAAAAUUUUGAUCGAGAGAUUGGACAUAAAAAUCCAAGUGCUAUGGCUGUGGAAUCUUUCACUGUGACUGCUCCUGAUGUCCAGGUGGGCAGGUUCUUUCUUUCCAAAGGUCUUAUUGACAAAAUAGACAACUUCAAGCAGAUGAGCCUGUCAAACCUGGAAGAUCCACAUGCAGAUGUUACCCGAGGAGGCGAUUAUUUUUACCAUAGUGAGAACCCCAGGCGUCCAGAAGUGGGAGACCUUCGAGUUUCAUUCUUCUGUGCAGGUCUGAGUGGAGAUGACCCUCACAUGGGCCCAGCAGAUGUGGUAACUGUGAUUGCUCGUCAGCGAGGGGAGCAGUUGGUUCCCUAUCAGACCAAGUCUGGCAAUGUCCUGCAAAUUCUAUACGUUGGGGAUCUCUCUGCUGAGGAGGUCUUUCAAAAAGAGCAUGAGAGUAACACCAUGAAGACCUGGGGCCUUCGUGCAGCAGGCUGGCUUGCCAUGUUUGUUGGCAUCAACCUCAUGACCCGAAUUCUUUAUACCUUGGUGGAUUGGUUUCCUGUUGUCAGAGACCUGGUUAAUAUUGGCCUGAAAGCCUUUGCCUUCUGCAUAGCCACCUCUCUCUCCCUGCUGACCAUCUCCGUAGGGUGGCUCUUCUACCGUCCUUUGUGGGCUUUGAUGAUUGCACUGCUGUCUGCAGUUCCUAUUGUAAUUGCCAAAUCCCGAGUUCCAGCAAAAAAACAGCAAUGAAGAUGGAAGAGCUCCUUUUUGCUCUCUUUGCACUGGAGUCUGUAAAGCUUAGUGCAUGAGGUUUCAGGCUAUUACAACAUGCCUAAGGCACAUCACCAAAGAGCUCAGUUGGGUGUAAUUGUUUAUUCACUUAACACAUAAGCACAAAAAAUGCAAUUCUACAGGCUACUGCUUUGUAGUAAGCCAGUGAAAUUGAAUUACAAAGUCUGGAGUGGGUGAGAAGCAGUAUUUGCCUCUAAACAAGUGUUUUCUAGCCUCUUCAAAUGAGGCAGGUUAGUAUAAUCUCCCAGUGGACAAGUUUUAUCAUGUAAUCUACAACUUUCAGUCUUUAGUGUGUUUGUGUACCUUCCUAUCUCACUUUCUAACGUAGGUGUGUACAUUGCAAAAAACCCGUGUGUUAAUAUACAAAAGCAACUUUGCAUACAUGUGAAAGCUGUGUUAGACUCUUGGUCUUCAGUAAUUAGAGAAAAAAUAGGCAUAAGGGUCACUUGCACCAAGGGUUUAAAAAAAAUAUAAAUUGGAUCGUGGGCAGUAGGCUGAAAUGACUUUUAAAGGUACCUGGUUUUCAGAACGUGCUGGACAAGGUCCUUUCCAAAGUCAGGACCCUAGACAAACUAAACGGUCUUAGCUUUUGUACCCAAGAUCACUAAUAUCUUUUCAUGGGGAGAGGAUGGAGCUUGAAAGUAAUUUUAAAUUCCAUCUUUUAAGGUCCUCCACCUCUUUAUUGGAGGAAGUGGGGAAAGGGGUAGAAACCUAAGAUCCUGAAGCAAAACUUGUCCAGCUUAGUAAGUACUCCUACAUGUUGUUUGCUAUUUUAUACAGUAUGUGUGUGCUGUGUAUUUUACUUAAGGAAGGCAAUGAAAACACUCCAUUUUACUUUAUGCUAUGUCAUGAAAGCCAAAAUCUGGACUAAAGAGUUAAAUGCCCCACCACUGCAUUUGCAAACCAAACAGAUAACUUCUUCCUUGAGAUCUAAAUCCUUCAAAGUAGUCCUGCUUAAUCUUUAAAUCUUGUAUACCUAAAUAACUUAAAUCAGGAGUUUUAUUUCAUGGUGGGACACAAAAUAACUCCAUAUUUAACCUUAUGUUCAUGUUUACAGUUUUCUGCUGUCAAAAGUACUUGUGAUUAAAAAUAGUAUAGAAUUGUUUCUAAAGGGGGUAUAAAGCUCCAAAUGGUUUGCCUGGCUUUUUGGCUGUGGCCAUAUCUGCUUCAUUUUUAGAUGAAUGCUUAAUUCUUUGCACAAAAAUGGUAUUAAAAAGUAAAGGAAAAGUUUUUAGGUAACAGGCUUUCCCCAGUUGUUGUUCUGAACAAAUUUUAGUUAAAGAGCAUCCUUCUAUUUUUGUAGGCAUUCAAACAUUGUCAGUUCAAUUUCAAAUCCCCAGGGCCUUAUUCUGUCCCAGUGAAAUCACUAGGGGCAUUUAUACAUGUGCCCAGGGGUGGGGAAAGGAGGGGCACUUUAAUUAGGGUGGCUCCAAGAGCUGCUUUAAUUAAAGCAUCCAGGGCACCACAUGCAUCAGCAUCCCUGCACUGAAAAAUGGUGGCUUUAGUUAAAGCAUCCACUUCUUCCAGUGUGGCAAGUACUACGCAAUUGAGCAGACUCAAUUGAUCAAGUUUGCUCUGACGCACUAUUAACUGGAGUAGCUUUGCUGUACGUGUAUAGGCACCCUUGGAUGGGCAGCCGCUUGCUAAGGUUGCUUUAGAUAUGCAAAUAGUCUGAAUGGAAAGUAUGGGGCUAUAAAAAAGACUUGAGGAAUUCAUGCCUGUCCCUGAACCUCUGAAGCAUGUCUUUCAGUGUGUCUAAUGGAUAGUUGUGUGUGUCCCUAUGGGGAAAAAUUUCUGCUUUCCAAACUUGAGAAAACACUAGCAUUCAUGUACUGUAAAUUGGGGCCAGGGGGGUGGGCUGGAGUCCUUUUUCUGUGGAAGAAUUGACCUUUUGUAUAUGCCAUUAAACUUCUUUCAAAUGAC